CCAGCCUCUUUUGGAUGCGUAAACAGAGUGGAUUUUGAGUGGAAAGAGAGAGAGAGAGAGACAACAUACAGUCAACACGAAAGAGAAAAACUCAUUUUCUAUUCUAUUCUACAUUAGAAUGGCUUCCAUUGAAGAUUCUUCAGUCAAGUUUUUUUCUAAAGCGAAUUGUGAUCAAUGGCUUUUUGUUUUGUCACAAUACAAACAAGUGUUUAAGAUUCGAGCUCAGGUAACCAGAGGAUCGAAAAAAAGUGGACCUCAAGAUGCGAUUAAAUUGGAUGAUUGGUAUCAAGAAGAAUUGCCGAAAAUAUUACAGUCUCGUAAAGAUAAACAUGUAAGGUAUGAGGAAUUGGUUCAGAUUACUAAGUGGAAAUUUUUGCGAACCAAAAGUCGGGCUGGUCUUUUGGAUCUGGUUCGGAUAAACACUGAACUCGCCGUGAAACAAGCCUCCACCAAAGCUUUUAAGAAAUGUCCAACGAAUCUCCAAGGCGCUAUUUCCGCCCUUGUUAACCUUAAAGGAAUUGGUGUUGCCACGGCAUCAGCUAUUCUAUGUGCUUGUUUCCCAGAGAUUUGUCCUUUCAUGGCAGAUGAAUGUUUAGUCUCUGUACCAGGAAUUGAGAAUACAAAUUAUUCCAUCAAUGAAUUUAUGGCUUUUGCUGACCAAAUUAAAGCCUGUUGUGAGAGGCUACAAGCUGCAGAUCCAAGUGCUAAAUGGACACCACACAAGGUAGAAUUGACUUUAUGGACACAUUAUUGGAUUAAAGAGAUGAAACUUAAUUUAUUGGAUAACAUGCCUACUCCUGAAGGAUUGGAAGAUGAAAUAGAGGAAACAGGAUCAGAUGAAGUUGAAGUAAAAAAUUUAAGUAAAAACAAUGGUGAUUCUCAUGUUAAAUCAUCAUCAUCUUCAUCAGCAACAUCAGUCUCAGCAUCAGCAUCGUCUUCAGAAACAACAUCAGCAACAACAACAACAACCACAACAUCUACUUCUAGAAGAAAUGGUGACAAAGUAUUAGACGAAGAUUCCAAUAUAUCUUUGGGAGUUUCUAACGCUUCUGAAGUGGAAGAUGAGGAUAGUCGAAGUUUAGAUGAGGUUCGUAAAAAUAAUGGAACCAAUUCUAAUAGAAUGACUAACAAGAGUAACAACACUACAAAUAACAACAGAAAUUGUAGUAAUAGUAAUAAUAAUAAUAGCGCUUAUAAUUGUAUUGAGGAUAGUAAAGAUGGUAUGAGAAGUGAUGAGAGAUGUAUUGUAGGAGGAGGAGGAGAUGAUAAUUGUCGUCAACAAUUAAUUACAAAUGGAGAUAAUAGUAGUAACUUGAGUUACUCAAAUUUAAGUUCUGAUGAUUUGAAUAACAGUACAACAGAUAAUACAGCCGAUAAUACUUUGGAUGGACCCACCAACCUUUCAAUGAUUAGUACUAAUAAUAAUACUACCACUACUACUUCUUCAUCUUCAUCAUCAUCUUCAUCUCUAUCAUCAUCGGCAUCUACAACUACAACUACCACCUUGAAUAUCCCCACAACCACAACUCUAAACAUCAACAAUAUGAGUAAUUACUACAACACCAACAACAAUAUGAAUAAUAUGAAUAACAAUAACAGUAACAUGAACAUGAACAUGAACAUGAACAGUAAUAACAUUAAUAUCAAUGUUAUUACCUCUUCUGAUGUAUCGACAACCUCAUCUUGUUUACCACCUUUACCAUUACCACCUCAUCAAGUAGCAGUCCCAGUGGAUAUUACCGAAGGUGAUGCAAGCUCAUCGAUUAUCAAUGGCCACUCUGUUAUUAGUAAUAGUAAUGGAGAUGAUUGUAAAAAGAUUGAUAAAAUUGAUAGUGAAAUUAAUUGUAAUACCGUUUGUUCAUCGGUUGAUGGAUUGGUUGUAUCAAGUAACAGUAUAAAAAGACCUUUGGAAGAGAUAACAUCUAGUGAUGGUGAUGGACUGGAAGACAAUGGAUCAUUAGAAAAAAAAUCUCGAAUCGAUUGACAUUGGUCAUUAACUAACUCAAUCACAACUAAUCACUAUCACACUCUCACCAUCAUUACCCGUAUUCACACAUGAAAUUUUUUUGUCUUUUCUUUAUUCUAUUACCUUAUGUUAAUCAUUCUUUACACAUCUUCUAAAUUUAUUAAUACAUGUAUCAUUACUAAAAUGCAAAAAAAAAGGUAUAACGGAAAACAAAUCAACUUCACUGUCCACAAACAACAAGGACAAAAAAUCAACUUCGCAGCAACAUCGCAACAAGUGAAGAAACUGCAAACACUUACAACCGGUUAAUUGGUCAAUUUAAACCAACUAAAAUCAUAAUUGUGGUUCUCUGAAUAUAUUUAAACCUUUUUCUUAAACAAUCAAAUUGCAGACAAACCAAAUCAACUGAUUGUGUUGCUUAUGUGUUUUGUGUAAUCAAUUCACUUUUUUAAUUUCUCAUCAACUAUAAAGGAAACAAAACUAAAACGAUCAUUUGUUCAGAAAUAGAAAAAUGAAAAUGAAAUAAACAAUAAAUAAACCAAAAAGAA
Panonychus citri (citrus red mite) is the source of this 2514-nucleotide messenger RNA. RefSeq lists its product as uncharacterized. Bases 119 to 1984 code for a protein of 621 amino acids. The record is from RefSeq and is a predicted model, not a curated record. The transcript has 4 exons. Lineage: Eukaryota; Metazoa; Arthropoda; Arachnida; Trombidiformes; Tetranychidae.